GAGAAACCAAAGAUAGAAAAGAAAGUGCAAGAAAAAUCAGAAUACCGUGUGUGUAUCUUCUUCAAAGAUUCAAUGGAUGCUGCUGCUUGUUCUUGGCCCAGAAUACGUCACCACCCUCUUCGCAACAAUGCCUCAAUUUCCCCUAAAUAUGCCUCCUCAUCCAACUUCUUUUUUCCAUCAUCCCUUUAUAAUAUUAAUAACAACAACAAGAAGAAGAAGGUUAGAACCAUGGCUGCGGCUGCAUCACAGCAUCCACAAAGAAGCCCAAUGCAAUAUAAUCAACUCGGGGAUUCUAACCUUGUUGUCAGUGAAAUCACUUUCGGCACCAUGACUUUUGGUGAGCAGAACACUGAAAAGGAAGCUCAUGAAAUGUUAUCCUACGCUUGUGAAAAUGGCAUUAAUACUUUAGACACUGCAGAAAUGUAUCCGGUUCCAGUGAAGAAGGAGACUCAAGGUUUAACAGAUAUUUACAUUGGAAAUUGGCUGAAAUCUCGUCCUCGUGACCAGAUUAUAUUGGCCACUAAAGUGUGUGGUUACUCCGAAAGAUCUACUUAUGUACGAGAUAAUGCAGAAGUUGUGAGGGUUGAUGCUGCCAACAUUAAAGAAAGUGUUGAGAAAAGCUUAAAACGUCUUCAGACUGAUUACAUCGAUUUAUUACAAAUUCAUUGGCCAGAUCGCUAUGUGGCUUUAUUUGGCGAGUUCUUGUAUGACCCUUUAAAAUGGAGGCAAAGUGUACCAUUUGUAGAACAGCUCAGGGCCUUUCAAGAACUUAUUGAAGAAGGAAAGGUACGCUACAUAGGAGUUUCAAAUGAAACUUCAUAUGGAGUCAUGGAAUUCGUAUAUGCUGCAAAAGCUGAAGGACUUCCAAAAAUUGUCAGCAUUCAAAACAGUUAUAGCCUGCUAACAAGAUGCAAGUUCGAAGUUGAUCUUGUUGAAGUAUGCCACCCAAAUAACUGCAAUAUUGGGCUACUUUCUUAUUCUCCCCUGGCUGGUGGAGCUUUAAGUGGAAAGUAUUUGGAUUCGGAGUCUGAAGCUGCUAAAAAGGGCAGGCUUCAGCUGUUCCCUGGAUACAUGGAAAGAUACAAUAAAUCCAUUGCCAAGGAAGCAACGGCACAAUACAUUGAGAUGGCAAAGAAACAUGGACUCAGUCCAGUUGAGCUAGCACUUGGAUUUGUGAGAGACAGACCAUUCAUGGCAAGCACAAUCAUCGGCGCAACAUCUUUAGAACAGCUAAAAGAGGAUAUCGACGCUUUCUUGACUACAGAGAGACCCUUGAAUCCAGAUGUGAUGGCGGAUAUUGAAACUAUAUUUAAGAGAUACAAAGAUCCCACAAUCCUGUAGAUAUUGAAAGUACAUUCAAGAGAUACAAAAUGUUAAAAGGUAUGAGUGGAUGUGAAAUCAAGACUAAAGUUACCUAGUGUACAAUUUUGUUACUAGCUCCGCAAAUUUAUUUUUUAUUUUUUUGAGCUAUAAAAUUUCAAUAACUUUGUUAGUCUAUAAUUUCUGAAAAACACUACGAUGUCGUUAACAAGUACUUGGUAGUCAUGUAUUUUUGUAAUACAAUUAUACUGAGUAUUUGAAAAAGUACAAAAUA
This is a messenger RNA of Erigeron canadensis, 1594 nucleotides long. RefSeq names its product protein tas-like. Gene Ontology annotation, molecular function: oxidoreductase activity. Lineage: Eukaryota; Viridiplantae; Streptophyta; Magnoliopsida; Asterales; Asteraceae. The transcript has 8 exons. The record is from RefSeq and is a predicted model, not a curated record. Bases 73 to 1341 code for a protein of 422 amino acids.